GCCCCGGAGCGUCGGCCUCUCCGUUGACAGAGGAGUAGUGAGCUGCUCGGGUGAGGCUGCAGCCAACUCCGCUCCCCGCGCACUCGCUGCCCAAGCGCUCGGGACGCGACAGUAGCGCUUCUCCGCGGCGCCCACUGCCCAUGAUGCCCGCCUAGGAGCGCGCGGCCGUGGCCAGCACCGCCACGCCCGGAGCCCCGCGCCGCUGGCUGCAGACCGGGCCAGAGCCGCGCCCCCACCCCCACCCGCCCCCCGCCCCGAAAUGACUUGUUAAUCGGCGUGGACACACUGAGGGGACUCGCUGGAGCGGAAUCCAAGUGGAAUUGGGAUUUGGAGAAGAGUUUCUUGAACAUUUACCCUCCUCAGUGUGGGUGUUUCUUCUUCCUCUUUUUCUUUUUGGCUUCUUUUUUUCCCUCUUCCCUUCACCGUUUGUCAUCGGAGAUGAACGCAGCUCGCUUGCAUCCCAGAAAGUAGACGACGCGACUGUUGCCCCCAAAGAGACUAGCACACAUGUAGGAAUGACAAAGGCUUGCAAAGCAGAGAGCGCAGCUCGAGGCCCGGAGAAAUCUCCUCGAUAAUGGAUUACUAAAUGGGAUACACUCCGUACCCGUCUGUUCGAAACCCGGCUGCCUGCCCGUCGAUGCACCGAAAAGGGUGAAGUAGAGAAAUAAAGUCUCCCCGCUGAACUACUAUGAGGUCAGAAGCCUUGCUGCUAUAUUUCACACUGCUGCAUUUUGCUGGGGCUGGUUUCCCAGAAGAUUCUGAGCCAAUCAGUAUUUCGCAUGGCAACUAUACAAAACAGUAUCCAGUUUUUGUGGGCCACAAGCCAGGACGGAACACCACACAGAGGCACAGGCUGGAUAUCCAGAUGAUUAUGAUCAUGAACAGAACCCUCUACAUUGCUGCUAGGGAUCAUAUUUAUACAGUUGAUAUAGAUACAUCCCACACAGAAGAAAUUUACUGUAGCAAAAAACUGACAUGGAAAUCUAGACAGGCUGAUGUAGACACAUGCAGAAUGAAGGGAAAACAUAAGGAUGAGUGUCACAACUUUAUUAAAGUCCUCCUAAAGAAAAAUGAUGAUACCUUGUUUGUCUGUGGAACAAACGCUUUCAACCCUUCCUGCAGGAACUACAAGAUCGAUACUUUGGAAUCUUUUGGGGAUGAAUUUAGUGGAAUGGCCAGAUGCCCUUAUGAUGCCAAACAUGCCAACAUUGCACUGUUUGCAGAUGGAAAGUUAUACUCGGCCACAGUGACUGACUUCCUUGCCAUCGAUGCUGUCAUUUACCGGAGUCUUGGAGACAGCCCUACCCUGAGGACCGUCAAGCAUGAUUCAAAAUGGCUGAAAGAACCAUACUUUGUCCAAGCAGUGGAUUAUGGAGAUUAUAUCUACUUCUUCUUCCGGGAAAUUGCAGUGGAGUACAACACCAUGGGAAAGGUCAUUUUCCCUCGAGUGGCUCAAGUUUGUAAGAAUGACAUGGGAGGCUCUCAGCGAGUCCUGGAGAAACAGUGGACAUCUUUCCUCAAGGCCCGCCUGAACUGCUCAGUUCCCGGAGACUCUCACUUUUAUUUCAACAUACUCCAGGCCGUUACAGACGUGAUUCGUAUUAACGGCCGUGAUGUUGUCCUGGCAACCUUUUCCACACCUUACAACAGCAUCCCAGGGUCCGCAGUCUGUGCCUAUGACAUGCUUGACAUUGCCAGUGUUUUUACUGGGAGAUUCAAGGAACAGAAGUCUCCCGAUUCUACUUGGACACCAGUUCCUGAUGAACGAGUCCCUAAGCCCAGACCAGGUUGCUGUGCUGGCUCAUCCUCCUUAGAAAAAUAUGUGACCUCCAAUGAGUUUCCCGAUGAUACCCUGAACUUCAUUAAGACACAUCCGCUCAUGGAUGAAGCGGUGCCUGCCAUUAUCAACAGACCGUGGUUCCUGAGAACAAUGGUCAGAUACCGCCUGACCAAAAUUGCAGUGGACACUGCUGCUGGGCCGUAUCAGAAUCACACUGUGGUUUUCCUGGGAUCAGAAAAGGGAAUCAUCUUGAAGUUCUUGGCCAGGAUAGGAAACAGUGGGUUCCUAAAUGACAGCCUCUUCCUGGAGGAGAUGAAUGUUUACAACCCAGAAAAGUGCAGCUAUGAUGGAGUAGAAGACAAGAGGAUUAUGAGCAUGCAGCUGGACAGAGCAAGCAGCUCUCUGUAUGUCGCAUUCUCUACCUGUGUGAUAAAGGUUCCACUUGGCCGGUGUGAACGACAUGGGAAAUGUAAAAAAACCUGCAUUGCCUCCAGAGACCCGUACUGCGGGUGGCUAAAGGAAGGAGGCACCUGUGCCCAUCUGUCACACAGCAGCAGACUGACUUUUGAGCAGGACAUAGAGCGUGGCAACACAGACGGCCUGGGAGACUGUCACAAUUCCUUCGUGGCACUGAAUGACAUUUCAACUCCACUACCAGAUCAUGAAAUGUCUUACAACACAGUGUAUGGGCACGCCAGUUCCCUCUUGCCCAGCACCACCACGUCAGAUUCGGCGGCUCAGGAGGGGUAUGAGUCUAGGGGAGAAAUGCUGGACUGGAAGGAUCUGCUCGAUUCACCUGGCAACACAGACCCUUUGGGGGCAGUGUCUUCCCAUAAUCACCAAGACAAGAAGGGAGUGAUUCGGGAAAGUUACCUCAAAGGACAAGACCAGCUCGUUCCUGUCACUCUCUUGGCCAUCGCAGUGAUUCUGGCUUUUGUUAUGGGGGCCGUUUUCUCUGGCAUCACCGUGUACUGCGUCUGUGAUCACCGGCGCAAGGACGUGGCGGUCGUGCAGCGCAAGGAAAAGGACCUCACCCACUCGCGCCGGGGGUCCAUGAGCAGCGUCACCAAGCUCAGUGGCCUCUUCGGGGACACUCAGUCCAAAGACCCAAAGCCAGAGGCCAUCCUUACGCCACUCAUGCACAACGGCAAGCUCGCCACCCCCAGCAAUACCGCCAAGAUGCUCAUUAAGGCUGACCAGCACCACAUGGACCUGACGGCCUUGCCCACCCCCGAGUCCACCCCGACCCUGCAGCAGAAGCGGAAGCCCAGCCGCGGCAGCCGCGAGUGGGAAAGGAAUCAAAACCUCAUCAAUGCCUGCACAAAAGACAUGCCCCCCAUGGGCUCUCCCGUGAUCCCCACGGACCUGCCCCUCCGGGCCUCCCCGAGCCACAUCCCCAGUGUGGUGGUCUUGCCCAUCACACAGCAGGGCUACCAACACGAGUACGUGGACCAGCCCAAAAUGAGCGAGGUGGCCCAAAUGGCACUGGAAGACCAGGCUGCCACCUUGGAGUAUAAGACCAUCAAGGAGCAUCUCAGCAGCCAAAGUCCCAAUCACGGGGUGAACCUUGCGGAGAACCUGGACAGCCUGCCCCCCAAGGUUCCCCAGCGGGAGGCCUCGCUGGGCCCGCCGGGAGCCUCCCUGUCUCAGCAUGGCCUGAGCAAGCGUCUGGAAGCAGCGCACCACUCCUACGGGCUUGACUACAAGAGGAGCUACCCCACGAACUCGCUGUCGAGGGGCCACCAGGCCACCUCUCUGAAAAGAAACAAUACUAACUCCUCCAACUCCUCCCACCUCUCUAGAAACCAGAGCUUUGGCCGGGGGGACAACCCGCCCCCCGCCCCGCAGAGGGUGGACUCCAUCCAGGUGCACAGCGCCCAGCCCUCCGGCCAGGCUGUGACAGUGUCGAGGCAGCCCAGCCUCAACGCCUACAACUCACUGACCAGGUCGGGGCUGAAGCGCACACCCUCGCUAAAGCCGGACGUACCCCCCAAACCCUCCUUUGCUCCCCUUUCCACAUCCAUGAAGCCCAAUGACGCGUGUACAUAAUGCCAGGGGGAGGGCUCAGGAGUCGACCAGCAAGCGAGGCGAGUCAUCCGCUUAGCUCAGCAAGGUUCUCCAUCGCCUCGGGCGCCCUCCAGACCCAGAUGGCCGCGGCAGAGCUGAGGACACCGUGUCCUCCUCUCCCGGACACAGGAGUACUCUCAAAAAUCGGGCCACGUGGUUUGGUGAAGGUGUGCAACAGACUCACCCCCAUUCUCUUCCUUCACUCUUCCCCACACCGCACAGCAGGUCGGACCCACGAGAGACUUCAGUUAUCAUCACAAACAUGAGCCAAAAGCACACAACCACCCCAUUUCCCAUCACACGUGCACACACAUACACACACAUACACACACACAUGUGAACAGCAACCACAACACUUGUCCGUGACUGCACGGGGCGUUGCCAAACUGGGCUGGCGUUCCAGACUGCAAAACACAAACACAUUUUUAAAAAUCAUGAAAAUUUAAAAAGACAAAAAAUAAAGAAUUCAUUGAUAAUUCUAACUCAGACUUUAACAAUGGCAGAAGUUUACUAUGCGCAGUUACUGUGAAAUGCCCACCAGUGUUACAGCUUUCUGUUACAGCAGAUAAAUGCCAUGUUGGGCGACUAUAUCAUAGAUUUCUGCUCCUCCUCUCUUUUAAUGAAAUAACGUGACCGAUAACGCAAGUAACUCUUUAUUUAUUGUUCACUUUUUUUUUUUUCCUUAAGGAAAGGACUCUUCCACAUAUCAGCCUACAAACAGCUCUUCUGAAGCCCCUUGAAAGUUAAACUAUUUAACGUGAAAUCCAUUAACUGGAAUAAUUGAGUUUCUUUAUUUUUACAAUAAAUUCACUGAGUAAAUAAGUUGAA
Molecule: messenger RNA, 4675 nt
Organism: Heterocephalus glaber (naked mole-rat)
Lineage: Eukaryota; Metazoa; Chordata; Mammalia; Rodentia; Bathyergidae
Gene: Sema6a
Product: semaphorin 6A
Biological process (GO): semaphorin-plexin signaling pathway; positive regulation of neuron migration; neural crest cell migration
Cellular component (GO): plasma membrane
Molecular function (GO): semaphorin receptor binding; chemorepellent activity
Source: RefSeq, a predicted model, not a curated record